AUGCCGAAACCGCGCUCGUCUCAGCGCCCUCUGUCCACAUCUUCCUCAAUCCCCUUAACCUUCACCGACUCCCUCCCCCUCCCUACGAUAAUAGUCUUCGACCUAGAUUACACGCUGUGGCCCUUCUGGGUGGACACGCACGUGUCUGCACCUGUUAAACCACAGACCUCGACACCGGGCGGUUUCAAUACUCACAUGCUUGAUCGGUGGGGUGAAUCUUUCGGGUUCUACUCCGAAGUUCCUCAGAUACUGGCUGCCGCACGGGAUAAAGGCAUAGUCAUGAGUCUGGCGAGUAGGACCCACGCACCAGACCUGGCAAGGGAUAUGUUAAAAGGCCUCCAUGUCCCGGCAUCGCCGCAGAGUGAAUCUGGGGAGACACCAGGAACAAAGCCGUUGAGAGCGAUUGAUUUUUUCACCCAUCCACAAAUAUACCCGGGGUCUAAAACAACACACUUUCGCCAUCUCCAAACCCAACUCUCAAAAUCACCACCGUCCUCUGCUGCCGGUGGACCUGGUCAUGGCCAAGGAGGACGAAAGAUACCGUUUGACGAAAUGCUCUUUUUCGACGAUGAAGGUAGGAACCGUAAUGUGGAGACAGAAUUGGGAGUUACCUUUUACUUGGUUCCAGAUGGAGUUGAUAAAGAACAGGUCGAUCGAGGAGUUUGGGAAUGGAGGAAAAGAAGAGGAAUCACACCGAAUGACUUGAGGAACGAGCGGGUGGCUGAGUUGGAGGGCUGA
Messenger RNA from Fonsecaea multimorphosa CBS 102226, 738 nucleotides. RefSeq lists its product as uncharacterized. Lineage: Eukaryota; Fungi; Ascomycota; Eurotiomycetes; Chaetothyriales; Herpotrichiellaceae. Gene Ontology annotation, molecular function: acid phosphatase activity. The record is from RefSeq and is a predicted model, not a curated record. The transcript has a single exon. The coding region runs from base 1 to 738 and encodes 245 amino acids.